Messenger RNA from Micropterus dolomieu (smallmouth bass), 1872 nucleotides. RefSeq names its product nuclear receptor coactivator 7 (gene ncoa7a). Gene Ontology annotation, cellular component: nucleus. Gene Ontology annotation, biological process: regulation of transcription by RNA polymerase II; response to oxidative stress. The record is from RefSeq and is a predicted model, not a curated record. NCBI's taxonomy places the organism in Eukaryota, Metazoa, Chordata, Actinopteri, Centrarchiformes, Centrarchidae. The coding region runs from base 18 to 701 and encodes 227 amino acids. The transcript is spliced from 6 exons.
CAGAGAAAUCAGGAGCUAUGAAGCUGCUACCAGAAAAUAUCAAGGUGCUUUAUUUUGCCAGUGACAGUGUGGAGCCGUAUGUUCAGAUUAUCACAGUGAAGGACUUCAAGCGCCGCCUGAGUUUGUGUAACUCGGAGGACUCUGAGGCAGACGAGCCUGAGUUCCAGGAGGAAGGUGACGAUGUUCUCCCUGUCCUGGACAACCAAAGCCAGCUACUGGAUGACUACCACCUUAAGAGACUUGUUGCUCACAUGCCAGCAAGGACCCAGGGCUAUACAUGGCGACUGGUCUACAGCACAGCCAUCCACGGGAGCAGCCUGAAGACUCUGUACAGGAAUAUGGCUGACCUAGACAGCCCUGUGCUGCUGGUCAUCAAAGACAUGCACAAAAAGGUGUUUGGGGCUUUUUCUUCAGAUCCAUUCAGAGUCAGUAAAUACUGCUAUGGCACAGGAGAAACCUUUCUGUACAGCUUCAACCAUGACUUCCAGGCAUACAGGUGGAGCGGCGAGAACUCCUACUUUGUGAGCGGCAACUGGAAAUCUCUGCAGAUUGGUGGAGGAGGGGCCGGAUUUGGACUAUGGCUGGAUUCUGACCUGUACCGUGGUUCAAGCUUUUCCUGUCCUACCUUCCACAACAAGUCCCUCACCACACAGGAAGACUUCAUUGUACAAGAGCUCGAGGUCUGGACUGUGCAGAACUGAGGGAGAACAUCUGAAAAGAAGAGAUAAAAGCAAAGUAGAACCCACUAUCCUGUCUGGAGUUAAAGGACUUCAACAAGUAUGUGUGGUUAAGCCACUACUGUUCAAAAUCUGAUAGAGCAGUUGCUACUGUCUGUGCAAGUGGCUCGGAUUAGAUCCACAUACAGGAUGAAACCUGUACUCGUUGUUCUUGGGCUGGACUUUGUGUUUAUGCUGGUUUGGUCUGGGCCUAUUAAAGACAAGUGGCUAGAUGAAAUCCUGUGAUUCAGGGUCCUGCUGCUUUAAACCACCGGCUAUUCCUCAGUAGCCCCAUGCUAAGCCCAGUAAGUAACUGGCAUAUGAAUCUUUAAACCCUUCAUCCCUGGAUUGUGGAGAGCAUUAUAAUACAAAGUCCACAGUACCACUGUUGGUUAAAAAGUUUAUAACAACUGUAAGCACAUUCAGGAUUUAAGGAAUUGUAUUUAUCUUCUGUCUAACAACCGUGUGUGAUUGUGAAAUUUUAAAAUGUAAAAUUUACGGUAUGUAUCUGUGUGUGUGUGUACAUGUGCAUGUGCUCUAUUUGCAUUCAUGGCUCCAAGGUUUAUGAAACACACAUUAAGGGCCAUAUAAAUCUUUAAGAAAAAAAGGUAAAUAAUUUAUGUAAACUUAUGGUAAAAACACUGUAACAUGAUAGGACCCACAAAAGGACUAUCUGCACUCUAACUGUAAUUUUGAAUGUUUUCUGAUACGAGUUCUGGUUUUAAUGUUCUCCUUUUGAAAACUGCAGCUGUAGAUGAAGAACUAUCCACUCACGAUCCGUAAUAAAAGUACAGAGUUGCACUAUAAAUAAUUUAUUAUCUGCAAUGUGUACAAUUUGCAGAGGAAGGGAUUUCCAACUGUAAACUGUCACGUCUGUUUUUUUGAAAGUGACACACCUGCUUGCCUAUUUGCAUAAAUGGGCAAUAUUUUAAGGAAAUAUUUUUACAACUUUUUACUAUUUAUAUAUAUAAAUGUAUUUUGAAGUAAAUAUAAACAUGAAAGCUAAAGAAAAUGAAACGUUGUCCUGUUUGUUUUACUUUUCUCUAUGUGUGUGUGUGUAAUCAGAGUCUGCCAGGUGGUGCUGGCACUGCCAAUGUUGUUUUGUGAAACCGCAUAGCGUUUAUAUUUUAUUAUGAAUAAACCCCUUUUAACAAUA